CAAGUGGCCCCUCAAAGAUGUGCGUAAAUACCGCUGGAAAAUUCUUAAUUUUCGGGUAUUCCGCCAUACUCCUGGUGACAGCGGUUCGCGGUUUUCAUCAAAAUGGAACGAGCCAGCGGGAGGAUUGCGGCAGCACGCAGCGCAUGGUGGAUAAUUGCUUCAAGGAUUUGCCGCCGCAUCUAAUGGAGUUUCUGCAGAACACCAAAAUCAUCAUCAGCAAGAGUGACAUUACGACCAAGUGCAACAUUUUCAACCGCGGAAUGCGAUGCUUCGAUGCCUACUCGAAGCGCUGCCUGAAUGACCGUAAGCUGGAAACCUUCAAGAUCAAUGUGGAGGGUGCGCGGCGAUUUUUCUAUAAAUUCUGCGGCGAUCAGGAUUUUCAGCGAGAUUACCUGCGGCACAAGGACUGCUUCGCGUACAUCCAGCUGGACUGGGUCAGCUGCACAUCCGAGUUCGAGGGCAUCCUCAGUGACGAGGUGCACGAUGGCACACGGAAUGCCAGCGCCAAAUUCAUGGAAUUCUGUUGUGCGCGCUUUGCCUACGAAAAUUGCAUCUACAACAGCGCGAGAUACAAGUGCUACCAGAAUUCGGCGGAGUUUGCACGGGAGACGGCCAAAAUGUUGUCGGACGAAAAGCACUUUAGGAACUGCGCCGUCCUCGAGAAUAUCUGCGGACACGCCACGCGACUGGCACGCCACUGGCUGGUUAGCCAGUUAACCCUGCUCCUGAUUUUGUUUGUGGUGCGAAUCCUGCCGUAA
Messenger RNA from Drosophila guanche, 758 nucleotides. RefSeq lists its product as uncharacterized. The record is from RefSeq and is a predicted model, not a curated record. NCBI's taxonomy places the organism in Eukaryota, Metazoa, Arthropoda, Insecta, Diptera, Drosophilidae. The transcript has 4 exons. The coding region runs from base 18 to 758 and encodes 246 amino acids.